Rhagoletis zephyria (snowberry fruit fly) is the source of this 903-nucleotide messenger RNA. Lineage: Eukaryota; Metazoa; Arthropoda; Insecta; Diptera; Tephritidae. The record is from RefSeq and is a predicted model, not a curated record.
AUGGCUGACUCUCUUCAAAUUUCGACCUCAAAGAACUUUUUCGCCGGCGGCUUUGGCGGAAUAUGCCUCGUCUCUGCUGGUCAUCCACUCGACACUGUGAAGGUUAGAAUACAGACGCAGCCAGUGCCCGUGAUCGGACAGAUGCCCAUUUAUUCAGGCACCUAUGACUGCAUAAGGAAAACUUUCCACAAUGAAGGCUUUAAGGGCUUUUACCGUGGAAUGGCCACUCCGCUGGUGGGUGUCACACCGAUGUACGCAAUUACCUUCUUCGGGUACAGCCUAGGACUGAAACUUCAAACGCCCUCAAACGGCACCGAAUACUCGCCACUGCAGAUCUACAAGGCCGGCAUGCUCUCCGCCGUCUUCACCACCGCCCUCAACGGUCCAGGCGAACGGGUGAAGUGUCUGCUUCAGGUUCAGGCUGCAAACCCAAACACCCCCGUUCAGUACCGAGGCCCAAUAGACUGCGUCACGAAGCUGUACCGUCAAGGUGGUUUGAGGUGCGUCUUCAGGGGCACCUUCGCCACCCUUCUGCGUGAUGUACCCGCAGGUGGCGUCUACUUUAUGAGCUACGAAGGACUGAAGGCGAAGCUUCGUCCAGAGGGAAGUACCGAGCUGAGCGCCCUGAGCACACUGCUCGCCGGCGGCACUGCCGGCAUUCUAUUUUGGGUGGUGGCCAUUCCACCGGACGUGCUGAAGUCACGCCUGCAGACGGCUCCCGAAAGUCAGUACCCGAAUGGUCUUCGGGACGUCUUCAAGACGGUCAUUAACCAGGAGGGCGUUCGCGGCCUGUACAAGGGCGCCACUGCAGUCUUCCUCCGAGCUUUCCCCGCCAAUGCCGCCUGCUUCCUAGGCUACGAGCUGGCAAUGGAGUUCCUACACUGGCUGGCCCCUGAUGGCUGA